UCUGUUAUAAUCCCUCAGUCCCGUCUCUCUCUAUGUCUCUCUCUCUCUGUAGUGAUGCUCUUUAGAUUCGGGGGAAACUUCAGACUAAAAUUGUAUACAUUUUUGUGAAAUUGGAACACCAUUGUAUGGAUGUAAAUUUCAGUUUGUACCUGUUUUGUUAUCAUUGAAGACGAGAUCUGAGGAAUCAAGCAGCAAAAACCUCAAAAUCAAGACCAGUAACUGUGUCAGACACACAGAUAUACAGAGAGGUUCCAUCCUAAGCUACUUCCUGUCUGAGACAGGUAAAACACAACUGAAGGCUGGACUGCAGAGGACAGUCAAUCUGAAAUGCUGGAUGUUAACUCUAUUGUAAACUAUUUACUGUAAAAGCCAAAGACACUUGAGGAUCAAUAUUCAAAAACCAGACUACAAACACCUAUAAGCCUACUUGUGUAGAUAAGCUGUUAGUGUAGCGGGCCUUGUUAACCAAGAUGGCUGACCCCUACCAAAACAACGUAUACCACCAAGGAGGGGGCGACCGCUAUGGGACCUACGGAGAAGGCGGCGGCCAUGACGGAUACGGUUACCAGACAGACUACCCUCCGCAGGAAGAGGAUGCAGCCAGCGAUGCUACUGAAGGACACGAUGAAGAAGAUCAGAUGUACGAGGGAGAAUAUCAGGGGAUCCCACAUCCGGACGAGGUGAAGGCUGCACAGAGAGCUGCGCGGACUAAAAGUCACACAGCUGGCACUGCAGGCUCUGACCUUGCGGAGUUAUCUGAACAGUAUGAGGACAUCAUGGAGGACUGUGGACACGGGAGGUUCCAGUGGACGCUCUUCAUAGUGCUUGGCCUCGCUCUGAUGGCUGACGGCGUCGAAUGUUUUGUGGUCGCCUUCGUUCUACCUUCGGCAGAAAAAGAUCUGUGUCUGUCCAAUGGAGAGAAGGGAAUGUUAGGUCUGAUGGUCUUCCUCAGCAUGAUGGUGGGAGCCUUCUUGUGGGGCGGUCUGGCAGACAAAUUGGGCCGUCGGCGCUGUUUGAUCGUGGCGUUGGCCAUAAACUGUAUCUUUGCCUUCCUGUCUUCCUUCGCUCAGGGUUACGGCUUCUUCCUCUUCUUCAGACUGUUAUCUGGCAUCGGAAUCGGAGGCACAGUGCCGAUUGUGUACUCGUACUUCUCAGAGUUUCUUCAGAUGGACAAGAGAGGAGAGCAUCUGUCCUGGCUGUGUAUGUUCUGGAUGAUUGGUGGGAUCUACGCCUCGUUCACUGCGUGGGGAAUCAUACCCAGAUAUGGCUGGGGGUUCAGUAUGGGCACUGAGUUUCAGUUCCACAGCUGGCGGGUGUUUGUUCUGGUUGCGGCUCUUCCUGCAAUCUCCUCUUUGGUUGGACUCACCUUCAUGCCUGAGAGCCCACGCUUCCUCCUGGAGAAUGCCAAACAUGAUGAGGCGUGGAUGAUCCUGAAGCAGGUCCAUGACACCAACUGGAGGGCCAAGGGAAAGCCUGAGAAAGUCUUUACUGUGACUCACAUCAAGGCUCCAAAGACUGCAGAGGAUGAGUUUAUUGAGAUUCAGGCGGCUACAGGAACAGCUGUACAGCGGUGGGCAGUGCGCUCACUAACACUCAGUAAACUGGUGUUGAGGAACGUGGCAUCUCUCCUGUCUGCAGAGCUGAGGAUGGCUACUCUCUUCAUGGCCAUCAUUUGGUUCUGCAUGGCUUUCAGUUACUAUGGUCUGUCUGUUUGGUUCCCUGACAUGAUCAAACACCUUCAGAAUGAGGAGUAUGCGUCCAAGGUCAAGGUUUUCCAUAGAGAACGAGUGGAGAACUUCCAUUUUAACUUUUCAUUAGAGAACCAGAUCCAUAAAGAAGGGGAUUACAUCCGUGACAAGUUCAUCAAUAUUGAGAUGAAGUCAGUGAAGUUUGAGGAUUCACUGUUUGAAGACUGUCACUUUGAGGACAUCAAGUCCACAGACACGGUGUUUGAGAACUGCACCAUCCGUUCCACUGUCUUCUAUAAUACAGAUCUAUGGGAGGAGAAAUUUAUUGACUGUAAGAUGGAGAACACCACAUUUGAGCACAACAAACAUGGCUGCCAUCUGGACACGUCUGAGGAGAACGAUGUUCUCAUUUACCUGGUCAGCUUCCUGGGCAGUCUGGCUGUGUUGCCAGGCAACAUCAUCUCAGCCCUCUUCAUGGAGAAGAUUGGCAGGGUCAAGAUCAUAGGUGGCUCCAUGCUCAUUUCAGCAGGCUGUACCUUCUUCCUGUUUCUGAGCUUCAGCCAAUCAGCAAUCAUUGCCUUGCAGUGUCUGUUUUGUGGCGUCAGUGUAGCUGCAUGGAACGGCAUCGAGGUGGUGACUGUGGAACUGUACCCUGCUUCUAAAAGGGCCACAGCGUUUGGCGUGCUAAAUGCUCUUUGUAAACUGGCAGCGGUGCUUGGCAGCUCAAUCUUUGCCAGCUUUGUGGGCAUCACCAAAGCUGUCCCAAUCCUUCUGUCCUUCUGUGCACUGGUGUGUGGUGGCCUGGUGGCCCUCAAACUACCCGACACGCGGGAGAAAAUCCUUCAGUGAGGUUUUUGGAGAGCAGAGGAGUUGGAUUCAUAAGUGGAGGGAAAGGCCAAAACACAUCAGUUGAAAAUGGAUUUCAACUGUACUCUGCAUCUUUAAAGAGGGCAAGAAUGGAAUAAACCUACAUCUGUAAAUGUUUAAUGUUGCUCUAAUUCUUUCAUGUGAAUCAUUUUCAUGUUGUACAUGUUUUCAGCGAGUGGGGAGGGGUAUGUUUAGGCAAUUUAAGGAGGUAAAGGCAUACACAAGUUUGGUGUUCAAAUAUGUGUCUCAUAUUUUUUAUUUGCGUUGAAGAAAGUGUGAUUAUUUUAGGGUAUGCUGAAUAAACUCACCACAGGAUGAUGAUGAUGAUGUGAGUAAGGAAAAAUUGUUAUUUUUGUAUAAAUCUUUGAGGCUUAAAUCACAUCACAACAUGCUUAUCUUAGCAUUGCCUCUUGUCUUUUUUUAUCCUUGCAUGAUGGGAAAUGUCAUAAAGAGGCCAACUGUUUUCUAUGGUUGGCACCUUAAAACUUAAUCUUAACAUGGAUAACUUAUCGAAAAAUCUUUGGGAAGAUUUAUUUCACGAAAACCUAUUUUUUCACCUGUUGUUAUGUAAAAAAAAAUAUCGAGGCACCCUGCUUUAUUUUUUGUUUUUAUUUUAUUUUUGUUAUUUCCAGCACUGGGGCUUAGAACAUUUCCCUUAUCAACACAAACCCAAACUUCUACAUAGCUUCAGCAAAGUACUGGUUUCUGCAUGGAUGGUUUUGUCUUUUUCUUCAUUUGUUUUUCUUGCACAGUUUGAUGUUGCAUAUGUAUUUACUGUAUUACAGAUGGUUUUGUGCUGCGAUCGGCUGUGUAAAUGGCUGCAUGUUUGUCUGAUGUUUUGUUCUUGGCUAUGUGUCUCACAUAAUAUGUAUGUUUAAAGUAGUCUGAUUGUGUUUUGUAUCACAAAAAGAAACUGCAACACUUUGACACACAUAUAAGGAUUUACAGAUUGGGUGUUGGGUAAGCAUUGAAAAGCUACCGAAAGGUCUUCCAAGGGGACAGCCUUAGUUUGAACUGAAAAUAUUCUGUCUGUUACUGCCCAAUGAGGCAGAUCUUCACUUCUACUUUCCUGUCAUUCCCUUUGCUUCUAUUAAUCUUUGGCUAAAGAAACUAAAAAAAUGUCUAUUGUCUCAAUGUUGCUUCUUUGUCUGGCACUGUUACUACAAUUCUUUAUUUUGAGAAAAUACAUGAUCAUAUGAUUUUGCAGUGAUUUCUUUAUAAUCAGAAAAAAAAGAUGAAUAUGUAUGAAAUGAAAGGAAAACAACAAAACAGUGCUAGACAAGCUUUAAUUGUUUCGCAUGGCCGUCAACUCUCUCUUCUCAAACACAAACAUGGAAGUGUUGGUUAGAAUUGGGAAUGUGAUACUUUUAGUAUCCAUGGAUAAAGAACAUGCAACAUAAGAGCAGUAUGAAGUAAAAGCAUGACAAAUCAACAAACCCUUUAAUUCAAGUUCAUAGUGAAUAAUGUCCUUUUGUUUAACUCACUGCCUGAGUAUUGUUGCCAAUAUGUUCAUUUUCCUUCUCAAGACACACGGAAAAUUGUAUUUGACUAAGGGCGCACUCACACUAGGAAAAGUUGUUGUGUACCGUGCUUUAAGCAUGAUUGCCCACCUUCUGCAUUCCACCGCUGGCCUGCACUCACACAGGACUAAUCGGACCUGAGCACUGUUAGGCUACCUCUUUCAUAACGUCGUAUUUUAACACAUGCAUGGCUUUACGUGAUCAUGAAGCGUGCUUAGUUUACAAGACCGUAAAAUAGCAAUGCCCGAUUGAGUCUAUGUCUGCAAAUUGGACAACAAAGAGAAUACUGCAUUUGUCAACUUGGUGGCUUAUUUUGAGUCCUAAUAUUUAGAUACAGCCAUAACACAGAAUAUCUAGAUAAUGAAGGCUUUCCACGUUGUGUACAAUUACUUGUACUUGUGAAUGAGCAACUGUAUCAUGCCGAAGCACACCUCCUCCAAGCAUGCCAGGGCCAAGUAAGUGUACCGUACUUGAACACGGAUCAUAGCGCACACACUAGUCAAACAAACUUGGACUUUGAGGCUGAAGCGUGCUAAGGCAUGGUACAGAUUGCCUGCUGUGAGUGCACCCUAAUAGCGUGAAGAACUUGCCAAAUUCAACAUGAAGCUUGUUCAGUUUAAAUGUAAACAGGUCUUAAGAGAAAAAGCAAUGCAAAGAGAUGUAAAUAAAGGCGAUGUCAA
This is a messenger RNA of Labrus bergylta (ballan wrasse), 4755 nucleotides long. Its product is annotated as synaptic vesicle glycoprotein 2B. Gene Ontology annotation, molecular function: transmembrane transporter activity. Gene Ontology annotation, cellular component: neuron projection; synaptic vesicle membrane. The record is from RefSeq and is a predicted model, not a curated record. Lineage: Eukaryota; Metazoa; Chordata; Actinopteri; Labriformes; Labridae. Gene Ontology annotation, biological process: chemical synaptic transmission; transmembrane transport.